AUGGUGUUCACACACCCCUCCAGUCUGACAGUGCAUGCCAGGAAACACACCGGCGAGAGGCCCUUUGUGUGCACUGAGUGCGGCGCCUCCUUCCUGUACAGUUCAAACCUCACCACCCACCGCAGGAAGCACACCGGAGAGCGCCCCUACAAGUGUGACCAGUGCGAGGCGGCCUUCAUCCUCAAGAGUUACCUCACCAUGCACCUCAGGAAACAUUCAGGGGAGCGGCCCUUCAAGUGCGACGAGUGCCAAGCCUGCUUCACCCAGAAGACCCACCUCUCCACGCACCGCAGGAUACACACCGGGGAGUGUCCCUACAAGUGUGAGGAGUGCGGCGAGGCAUUCAGGGACGGCGCCAACUUCUGGAGACACAAGAAGAAACACUUGAUAGGGGAGGGGGCAGCAACCAUCAGGAGGAGGAGGAGCAAGAAGGGACGGGGCAGAGGCAGGAGCGUUGGCAAGGGCAGCAGCGGCGGCAGGGGGAGGAAUGCGGGCAGCUUCCGAGGCAUCAGGACGGGACCCCCUCGACGAGCAGCUCGUGUUCCUCGCUUGUCUGUUGACUUUGACGAGAUUUACGAGCAGCUUGUGUUGGCGUCGGAGGAGGAGCAACCCUUCAUCAAGGAGGAGCCUGCGGACACCUCCAACAGCAAGGACGAUGAGGGAGAGGAAGAGGACGCCCCCUACAUCCCAAUCAAUCCCAUGGUGGAGAUAAAGUUAGAAGGAGAAGAAGACAACUCACACUAUAACCUCGAGGAUGGAGAUAUGAUAGAGGAGGAGGAAGAGGAGGAGGAGGAUGGAGAAUUGGAGGAGGCCAUCACAAGGGACAAAGAUUGA
This is a messenger RNA of Portunus trituberculatus (swimming crab), 834 nucleotides long. Its product is annotated as zinc finger protein 22-like. Lineage: Eukaryota; Metazoa; Arthropoda; Malacostraca; Decapoda; Portunidae. Gene Ontology annotation, cellular component: nucleus. The record is from RefSeq and is a predicted model, not a curated record. The coding region runs from base 1 to 834 and encodes 277 amino acids. The transcript has a single exon.